CUUGGACGGUCUUAGAAAAAGUUUUCUUGAACUUGCGUUUGGAUAUGUGGAAGAAUGUAUGCUCACUUUUGCUUCUCUAUAAUUAUCUGGUAACUCUGUGUGUGCAUAAGGAGUAGGUUUAAAAGAACCGUAUACUCAUCCCUCUCCUGAUUUAGGCCCAAUUUCAACUAAUCGACAAGUGCAACCUGCUUCCGGAAAUAUGCAGGACCUAAGUUUUAAGACGUCCCCACGGGGAGUCUUUCUUUCUGCCUCAGCAGCCAAUGGUUGGUUCAUGCCCGGAAGCUUUACUGUUUAUGCUGUAAAUACACCUUGGGAUCGGAUGCCACCUUUCUGCCUUUUCCCAAUUCAUCUCGAACAGUUUCUUGUGUGGGGAAUUGUACCAAAAUGGGAAAGCUGUAGUAUGAUUUGCUUUUGAAGUAAAAACAUGAUUUGGAUAGAGAGCUGUUUGUGCUCUGCAUCUCGGUAUGCAUAAUCUAUAUAGCAUUUACUGAUAGUUUACCAAAUAAUUAACACUUAGGAUAAAAUAAGACUUAUAAUGUAAUUUCAUUUCACUAGGUAAGAUAACUUGGGGUGUCUCUUUAGGGGAAAAUUUUAUUUACUAGUCUGAGUGGAAGGUCUGCAUUCUCAAUGUCCUGCUAAUUACCUGUGUAGGUCUUAAACUGGUUUAGACUCAGUCUUGUUUUAGUCAGCGUAAAUGUAUUAGCCACAGAUUUUUCCUAGCUAUUUAUAGUUGUUGAUUCUAGUCAGCACCCUAACAAAAUAGCAGAGAGAGGCAAGUAGCUGAUACAUUGCAUGGACUGAAGUGAGUUUUUGAUAGUCAAAAUAGGCUUUUACAGUUGUUUCAUAUUUAAGCAUGUGGCACUUUUAGAAAUUGGUACACUUGCAUCACUAGUUGACUUUCAAGAAAUUUUAAAAGGUAAGCUUGAGCUUUCAUUUGAAGAAAGACCAAAUUGUUGAGUUAUGGCAUGUUCAGAUAGGAUUAGAAUGGCAUUUUAAUGGAUACCUGCUGUCUUUGCUUACCAUCUGUGGGUUUCUUAUCUUUAUGCUUAUUAUGAAACUAAUUCAUAUCAAAUUGAGUACAAAUGAGUCAUGCAAACUGUCAAGCAAACUUAUUCUGAUGAAAUUUUAGCAUGUGAAAUUGAUUUACUGAGAAAAUGUGAAGGGAAUGUUGUUAUGAAAAUCAUGACUUGGCGUUGCAUGGCAUGUUUGCUUUUCUCCAUGGUGACUAGAAAUGUUGCUAUUUUUUUCCAGAUGACUCCUUUGUACUUGAUUUUUGUCAGAAAUGUUGAUCUUAACCAUGCAGAGUAAUGCUGGCCUUUUGUUUUGCAUUCUUUUUCUGGACAAAAUCCUGGCCCUAAGUGAGAUUGUAUAGUAUUUAUCAAAAUCUUUAUAAAGAACAGCGUUCUCAUUCCAUGGAGAUGCAUUUUGUUCUCAUACGUUAAUGUACCCAGAAACCAUGGGCUUAACGGAAAUGUGCUUGAAUUAAAGCUUGUUCCUGAGAUGCUGACAAGUCACAACCUAAGAGAAAACAUCUAUUGUGCUGCAGACAUUUGGCUGGGUUUUACUUCAUCUGGCCUUCAGUUGGUAAGAACUUAUGACAGUGGGGAUCUAAAUGUCCUCCAAUACGGCUUCAAUGACUAACUUUGUUUGUCUCACAACAUCAUUAAUGCGUUCAUUGCAGCUGUAGGGAAUAAUGUUUGCCAGCCUGAGAGUCUGUGGUAUAAGAACCAAAUGACUGUACUGUUGUUUUUUUGGGUUACAUAAAUAGUAGUAAAGUUUUGUCAAUUUUGAUGAGACUGAAAUUAGACCAUGCUAAACACAAUUAAAAGGGUUUUUUAGUCUAAACUUUUAGCACUGCAUUAUAUUAACAGAAAAAAAGUUAAAUUAUAAUUGGUAUUAAACAGUUUCCAGGGAGGGAGCAAGAAAUGUAUUUGAUACACAAGCACAACUAUUCUUUGUACUUACUGUUCUUUAACAUGCCAAAGAUGCAUGUGUUCCUUUUGAGAGUGCUAAGGCAGUUGCUACUUUAAAAAUCAGAGUAGUAGUGCUGUAAAACUAAUUUCAGACCUUAUUCAGCCUUCCUUGCCUUGCAUUGGUUUGGUGAAAUGUGUGGGUUUUAAUGUCAUGAUACUUUGCUUUCAUUGCCUCCUACAUUGCAUUUAUUGUUUGAAAAGUGCAAAAUACUGUAUGAUGCAGUUUACUGCAUUAAAAACACUGGAUUCUUAUUCUUACAGGACAGUUCUAUGCAUGCCUAAAAUUCUAUUCAUGUCAAGUACCAUUGAGUUCAAUUGGACCUACUCCUGGGAUUAGCUUUAUAGUCUUAUUAUGCUGAUAAUAUUGAUGGAGCAUGUUUCCUUUUUUCCCCCUUUCCCCCUCCCUCCUCCCUCCUCUCUUCCCACACUGGCUACAGCAGGUUAUGCUUACUUCAGUGUACCAAAAACAACUUUUGCGAAAAAGCAUCUCAGAUAAGGGUUUUGUGACAUAGCCAGCACAUAUGAAAUUGCAUGCUCCUUUCAGGAGUUUGUGCAUCUCUGCUAAGAAACAGGAGAAAGAAACAUCAUAAUGUGGCUCACCUUUCACCUGGAAACGUGAAUAUAGCUUUAAAAAAAGAUGGCCGACAAGAGUGGAAAAAUUAUUCCAGGUCCAUUAUACAUUGAAGUUGAAUAUGACUAUGAAUAUGAAGCAAAAGACAAAAGGAUUGUGAUAAAACAAGGGGAGAGAUACAUCUUAGUGAAAAAGACUAACGAUGACUGGUGGCAAGUCAAAAAGGAUGAAAAUUCCAAGCCCUUCUAUGUUCCAGCACAGUAUGUCAAAGAAGUAACUCGCAAAGCACUGAUGCCGCCCAAUAAGCAAUUGGUUGGAAUGCCAAACAGCUCUCUAAAACUUAUGCAUGGGUUACAGAGGUCAACAGAAAAUGUGAAUAAAUCUCCAGAGCUUUCUAGUUUUGGAAAAUCAUCUCCAGUUCAAGUUUCUGGCCUAGUUCGGGAUGCCAAUCAGAAUCUGGGACCAAGCAGUAGCCCAGGUCAGAAUACUGGUCUGAGCAUGGACCUUGUCCCCAAUAAUGGGAAAUUUAUUGAGUUACAGGUUCCCAAAGUUUCCAAUCAGAACAGAACCUUAUCUAUGUCCCACUUUCCUUGUUCUGAAUGUAUGGAAAUAGAAAAGACCAGUUUCUUGCAAGAACAGUCCUGUGACUCUGCAGGUGAAAGCUCAGAAAAAAUCCACCAGGAUUCGGAAUCGGGAGAUGAACUCAGCAGUAGUUCCACAGAACAAGUGCAGCCAGCAACACCACCAAGCCAAGGAAGGCCAGAUUCACCAGUUUACGCUAAUCUGCAAGAACUGAAAAUAUCUCAGUCUGCACUUCCACCUUUGCCCAUCAGUCCUCCAAUCCAAAUUAAUGGGGAAUGGGAGACCCAUAAAGAUACAACAGGACGUUGUUACUAUUACAACAAAGGAACGCAAGAGAGAACCUGGAAGCCUCCACGUUGGACUCGUGAUCAAAGUAUAAGUAAAGGAGACUCUCUGAACCAAGUAGAUCAAGAGGCUCUUUCAUCACAAGAAAACUCCCACAAUUUUUCUAACAGCCAGUCAGAUAGUCAGUAUGGUUCUCCUCCCAAAGGGUGGUCAGAAGAGUUGGAUGAACAUGGCCAUAUGCUAUAUACCAGUGACUAUACUAAUGAAAAGUGGAUAAGGCAUGUAGAUGAACAAGGUCGAUCAUACUACUACAAUGCAGAUGGAUCACGAUCUGAAUGGACACUGCCAAAAUAUAAUGCUUCACCACAACAGCAAAGGGAGAUAAUUAAAAGCAGGAGUCUGGACAGGAGGCUACAGGAACCAAUAGUUUUAACAAAAUGGAGGCACAGCUCAAUUAUGUUGGACACAAAUGACAAGGAUUCUCCAGUUGCUUCAAAGAUUAGUUUUUCAGAAAAUGAAUCCUCUCCUUCUUCACCAAAGCAUCAAGCCACAGACCAAGAGAAGUAUGGAAUAUUAAAUGUUACAAAAAUUACAGAAAAUGGCAAAAAAGUUCGAAAGAAUUGGAUGUCGUCAUGGGCUGUAUUGCAGGGGUCCUCAUUACUGUUUACAAAGACUCAAGGAAGCGGGACCGGUUGGAAGUUUGGGGUCAACCAGUCAAAACCAGAGUUCACAGUUGAUCUCAGAGGUGCAUUUAUUGAUUGGGCUACAAAGGAGAAGUCCAGCAAGAAGAAUGUGAUUGAGCUGAAAACACGGCAAGGGACAGAAUUGUUAAUUCAAUCGGAUAAUGAUAUUUCUGUUACUGAAUGGUUUAAAGUCCUUAGUUCUACUAUCAGUAAUCAGACUAUAGAGUCUGAUGAAGCAUUAGAUGAUGAUGUGCCAGAUUCUCCUGGGGUAGAAAAACAGGACAAAGAAAAGGACCAUAAAGACUCUAAAAAACUGCGCUCAAUAAAACUGUCAAACAGUAUUGAUUGUUCAGAGCAGAAGAAAACUAAAACAAAAUUGAAGAAAUUUUUGACCCGCAGACCUACAUUACAAGCGGUCCGUGAAAAGGGCUAUAUUAAGGAUCAAGUAUUUGGUUGCAAUCUAAGCAGUUUGUGUCAAAGAGAAAACACCACUGUGCCAAAAUUUGUGAAGCUGUGUAUUGAGCAUGUUGAAGAACAUGGAUUGGAUGUUGAUGGAUUGUACAGAGUUAGUGGCAAUCUUGCAGUAAUACAGAAGCUAAGAUUUGCAGUUAAUCAUGAUGAAAAACUGGACUUGAAUGAUAGUAAAUGGGAAGAUAUCCAUGUCAUUACAGGAGCUCUAAAAAUGUUCUUCAGAGAGUUGCCAGAACCACUAUUCACUUAUAGUCAUUUCAAUGACUUUGUCAAUGCGAUCAAGCAAGAGCCUAGACAGCGUGUUCAUGCUGUAAAAGAUUUGAUUAAACAGUUGCCAAAGCCAAAUCAAGAUACCAUGCAGGUGCUCUUCAGACACCUCAAGAAAAUUGUUGAAAAUGGAGAGAAGAACCGGAUGACCUAUCAAAGCAUAGCAAUAGUCUUUGGUCCAACCCUCUUGAAACCAGAGAAAGAGACUUGUAACAUAGCAGUGCACACCGUGUAUCAGAAUCAGAUUGUGGAGUUAAUCCUACUGGAACUGAACUUCAUCUUUGCACGCUGAAUUUCUCCAGUGGAAUUGGCCAUAGUAGGACAACAGCAUGGCUCUGGCAGAAAGUGCAUCUCUUCUGCAUGUGGUGUAUUUGUGGACCAAGCAGCAACCUAAUGUUUUUGCACUUUCGUGGGAGAGGGAAGAAUGUGGGGGUUUUCAAACAAACCUUUUUGUGGAAACUAUUAAAACUUUGGAUUUCUUUACACAUGUUGUUAUGAAUAUUUCAAGGAUUAUAUAUUUUAGUAACACUUACACUGCAGGUCUAAUAUAGAUGUACACACUGGAUUCCAUGGUGAGAGAAGCUAAAUCUAAAUCUCAGUCUGGGUAAUCUGGAACAGCUUUUUAGCAUUGAUUUUUAAUUAUAGGUUUACCACUUGCUUUGGGGGAAAUUAACCCCAUCAACUGACUUGGAAAACUCUAUGGGCAUUUUUAGUGAAUGAUUACAUGAUAUACUUACACGUUAAACUUGUAAGGUAAUUCCUGUGUCUUUUUCACAAGGUUUUGGUAUUCACUUGACGGACUUAAAUAAAUGCUAACAGUGGCCAGUGUAUAUUCUUUAAAUGAGGUUUGCUUUUAUGUUGUUGUUUAAAUUUUGUUGCACAGGCUGUUUCUGGUUCUCUUGAAUGCACAUUUGUAUUACUUCAAACACUGAACUGGUACACAUAUCCAAGGAUAUACUGCAGUCUGUGAUGAGUUAGAGCUUUCAACUAAUAAAGAUGUUCUGUUUUUCAGGUUCUAUUUUGAAUUACAGUUUUGUCUGAAAUUAUAUCAUACCUAACAAUCCUAACUAAAAGCUUAAUUUUAAUAUUGUUCUGAAUUCUCAGUAUGUAUCUGUGGUAGUGAAUGUAAAUACAGAUGGAAACCCAACUUUAAACAAAAAUCUAUAAACAGUGUUGUAUAAUCUUAAGUACUUCCUAGCCCUGUAUUCUAAUCAUGUGUAGAUUAGUAAUGGAUAUUGUGAUGCCUCAGAUGGAGUUUUGUUUUCUACAGAGAAAUGGGCAACUUGGGGGAGAAAACUUUGCACUUUUAGGGUGCAAUCUUAUACAAUUCCAGACAGAAAAAUACAUUUUUCCCUGUCUAAACUUGCAUAGGAUUGUGCCUUUAAAUGCUAAUCACAUCUGCAUGAAAAUCAUUGUAAUACAAAUGGUACUGGAAAAUACUGAGUGUGCUUGCUUACAUGGUUAAUGCACUACAAGCAGAGCCACUGAUGUUAUUUAAUAUGUACAGGAGCUUCAUUAGAUAAAUGUAUUCUAACAUCUAUAAAUAGCAAAGCCUAUGUUUGAAUAGAUGGAUGUCUGGAUAUAAUGAAAAUGCUAUAUUUCAGGAUUCCUUUUUACGUGAAUAAUGUAGAUUGAUUUGUAAAAUAAGUUUCAGAAGAAUUUUGUUACAGGAGACGUGGUCUGCGGAAGAUUUUUUAAAAUGUAUUUUUCUAGACUAACUGCUGUAUCUGACAUUUGCUAUGUGGAAUCUGAAUAAAGAAAACUGUUAGCCAUUUUGGAA
Varanus komodoensis (Komodo dragon) is the source of this 6612-nucleotide messenger RNA. RefSeq names its product Rho GTPase activating protein 12 (gene ARHGAP12). Gene Ontology annotation, biological process: regulation of GTPase activity; signal transduction. The record is from RefSeq and is a predicted model, not a curated record. The coding region runs from base 2611 to 5124 and encodes 837 amino acids. Lineage: Eukaryota; Metazoa; Chordata; Lepidosauria; Squamata; Varanidae. The transcript is spliced from 18 exons. Gene Ontology annotation, cellular component: cytoplasm. Gene Ontology annotation, molecular function: protein binding.